UUACAUGUAUAACAGGGGCUUAAUAAAGGACAUAACACAGACAAAUCUUCAAUAGAACUACUAACCCCAAUUAUCAGUAACCAUGGAUAGGAUACAAACAAAGCCUCGGGCCUACAUGUAUAAUCACUGGCCUAAUGCAAAACUAAUUACUAGUCUUCAAAAACGCCCUCUAAACCACGCACAUGUUGUUUACACUGUCCUAUAUUUCUGAUUUCAUCAGGCGAAGUUUAACGUCAACACUUGUAUGUGACGUCAUACAGGUGUUUACGUUUACUCUGGUCUACUUCCGCUGAAGCUCUAGUCAGCAGGACGGGCGUGUAGAAAAGAUUUUGCGCUUAGCAGUGUUUAUCUUGUGCGAGCUGGAACUGAGCUGGGAGUUGAGCUAGGAUUCAUUUUGUAGACUGAAAAACUGGUUUGAUGACUGUAGCUUGCAUGUCCGACUCGCCCGGUAGACUGUUUUUCGUGUGACAUUUGGUAUUUUCACCUCGCUCAAAGCAAACAGAGAAGCCUUUCAGUAACUCCACACUUCUUCACUUCACGGAAUUCUGCCAGCGGUGACUUUUGACCCCGCAAUGAACAAUCGGCGACCGGUGCGCUCUGACACCGAGAGGAUGGCGUCCAACAUUCUGUCCCAUAUCACGGAAGAGUUUCUUGUCUGUCAGAUAUGCCUGGAAGACUACGAUCGGCCGAAGAUACUCCCGUGCCUGCACACCUUCUGUCAGGGGUGCUUGGAGAAGCUACCGGCGGGCAAAGCUGCGAAAGGGCCCGGGAGGAUUUCCUGUCCCACCUGCCGACAGAGCGCGACCCUUCCCAAAGAUGGCGUCCGCGCCCUGAAAGACAACUUCCUAGUUACAAAACUGAGCGACGUGAUGAAGCAAACGUCAGAUUCGGCACAGGAGGGGCUGGGAGAGGCCCGCUGUACGACGUGCGAGGUGGAUGUGUACGCUACCUCGUACUGCGUAGACUGUCCCGACUACCUGUGUCAAACCUGCGCGACUAGCCACUGCCGCCCCAAGCCUACGCGGUCGCAUCGAGUCGUCACUCUGAAGGACCUGAAGUCGGGGAAAGUGCUAGUGUCGGCGAGAACGGCCGAGCCUUCGAAGUGCUCGAUUCACAAGGAGGUGCACAAGUUCUACUGCGAGACGUGUCGCCAGGUGAUCUGUCUGCACUGUGUGGUCACCACGCACAAGGAACACAGGUACGUGGAAGUAGAGGAAGCGGCGGGGAAGGAGAAAUGUGUUAUGGAAGGGCUUCUACGUGGCGUGAAAAGAGGCGCCAUCCUGCACGACAUUUGGUUGCACGAGUUGCGAGAAUGCGGGGAAAAGUGGGAGUCGCAAGUAGAGAAGAUGACGAAAGACAUUGCGAGGCAAGCGGACGCCAUCAUCGGUACGGUUCAGAGGCUAAGGGACCAGCGUCUCGCCCAAGUUCGCUCCCUCCACGAGGCACGACAGAAACAGCUAGCGUCUGCCACCAACACCGCCGACACACGUCUGACACAAGCAAGAAACACUAUCCAGUUUGUAAGCCACCUGUUAGUCAACGGAAACCCGGUCGAGCUUCUGAACGUAGCGGAAGGCGUGAAGGAAGAACUCCUCAAACAAUCAGACAAGAACGUACGAACACACCUGUCCUCCACGAAAAGUUUCAAAGAAUUAAGUUACAGCCCAGCCUCUCUCGGUCUGGAGGAAGAGAUAGCCAAACUUUUGGGUGACUUGAAACAGAAAGACGUGGACGUCGAGGUACCUCCCGUCGCUGGAUUGCAGAUUAGAGCUAACGCUUCACUCAGUCACUGCAAGGAGGUCAAACUGUACAAGGCGAUCGGGAAAGCGGGGAAGGAAGCGGGAGAGUUUGACUCGCCGCUGUGCAUCGCCAUCACGGGCGGGCAGGACGUCGUGGCUACCGACUACCGCAACAAGUGUCUACAGGUGGUCGACAAGGAAGGAGGCUUCAAGCGGAAGAUUGACCUCGGUUUUCAGCCCGAGUGCGUGACGGCGUUGGACAAUGGCGAGCUGCUGGUGACGGGAGACGGGCCGAAGGUGCACGUGAUGAACAGUGAGGGGAGGGGCGAGCGGGUCAUCCACGUGCGGAACGUGGCGGAGAAGGACACAGUCGGCGGCGGGAUCGCGGUGGACGGCCUGGGGCGCAUCGUGGUGACCGUCGGCUGGCAGGUGUUCGUGCUGCUGCCGAACGGCACGCCCGUGUGCGAGUUCGGAGAUCGGGACUUCGGCUACAUCCUCCGAGUCGCCACCGACAGCAGGAACCACGUCAUCGUCAGCGACAUGCGCAACAACAACGUCAAGGUGUUCGACCCGGACUACGGCAUCCUCUUCAAGUUCGGGAAGCACGGAUCCGGGGACGGUCAGCUGGAUCACCCCAUGGGACUGUACGUGGACGGAGACGACAACAUCAUCGUGUGUGACUCGCACAACCACCGCGUGUCGCAGUUCGAUCGGGACGGGCUGUUCGUGAGACACCUGCUGACGCGGGAGGACGGGCUGCACUACCCCUGGGGACUCACGCUGAUGCAUGACGGGAAGAUGGUGGUGUGCGACAUGAACAGUAAAAACGGACGCAUGAAACUCUUCUCACUGAAAUAGAGAUGUUAUGAGGAAUAAACUGUUGUAAAAAUCGAAAGAAUUUGACGCACCGGAAUUUUCUUUCGGUCUUCGCCAACUAUCUGAACCAGUUGCUGUAGACAGUUUUUUUUGGCGCAUGUGUGACGUCAACAUGGGUCAAAGUAUGUCGGAAGUCUGUACCGGCCCCCGUCCCGGUUGACUGAGGAGGUUAGUGUGCUGAUGUCAUACGUGCGAAAACAAAAUGAACUGUAGUGCUGAUGAAGACUGAAAGAUUCGAAAAAUUCCGGUUCUUUUGAGUUCCCAUGAUGUAACUCAGAUAAAAUUUCUUGUUAAAUGGAGAUGUUUUUAUAAAGGAAUGAAUAAGUACGUGGAACAACGCCAAGCCAAGGCUCUAUAAUGUUCAAAGUUACUUAUAGUUUUUAGUGUCUUCUCUCUAUUAUUUAGUUACUAGCGUUGCAAUUUGUGGAUUAGUGUAGUCUCUUUCUCAGAAUU
This is a messenger RNA of Branchiostoma belcheri (Belcher's lancelet), 3068 nucleotides long. RefSeq names its product tripartite motif-containing protein 2-like. The record is from RefSeq and is a predicted model, not a curated record. The transcript has 3 exons. Bases 573 to 2597 code for a protein of 674 amino acids. Gene Ontology annotation, cellular component: nucleoplasm; chromatin. Gene Ontology annotation, molecular function: ubiquitin-protein transferase activity; protein binding; zinc ion binding. NCBI's taxonomy places the organism in Eukaryota, Metazoa, Chordata, Leptocardii, Amphioxiformes, Branchiostomatidae. Gene Ontology annotation, biological process: positive regulation of DNA-templated transcription.